Molecule: messenger RNA, 1167 nt
Organism: Cladophialophora psammophila CBS 110553
Lineage: Eukaryota; Fungi; Ascomycota; Eurotiomycetes; Chaetothyriales; Herpotrichiellaceae
Exons: 1
Coding region: 1-1167 (388 amino acids)
Molecular function (GO): oxidoreductase activity
Source: RefSeq, a predicted model, not a curated record
AUGCUCGCAAGAUGCUCGAGAGAGGCGCCGAAGAACUUAAAAAGUGCUUCCCUACCGCUAUGGCCCAGACCCCGGCUGCGGUACAGCUCGUCAAUUCCCGAAAGCCUACCAAAGGCUCCUAAUGCUCGAAACUCGGCCUAUCGACGCACCGUCACUGCAGUCGCCCUUGGUGCUGGUCUAUACGCACUCUGGCAGGCAUAUCUCUACUCGUUGAAACGUGACUCGUUCGUCCCAUACACGCUCGUCGCGAAAGAGCCUGUCUCCUCGACCGCAAGCAUAUUUCACCUCGAACCAAAGCAACAAGACCGCAACUAUGAAAUCUAUAAAGAUGCUUGGAGGAGAGGAAUCUGGCAUGUUGAAUUCAAGCAGCCGCAGCUCCAGAUCGUGAGAGCCUACACGCCAUUACCACCGGUUGACGAAAAGAGUGCGGAAGAGAAGGGCCAAAUUAGAUUCUUGAUACGAAAAGAUCCACAUGGCGAAGUUUCAAGUUAUCUUCACAGGUUGCACAUUGGUGCAGACAUCGAAAUGCGAGGGCCCAAUCUGGAGUACGAAUUGAGCCCAGAGGUGCGACAAGUGGUUUUCUUUGCGGGAGGAACAAGCAUUGCACCCGCUCUGCAGGUUGCGCACGCCUUAUUUGAAGGGGGCAGAGCUCCUGGAAAUGAGGGGGCGGACAGAGACCGAAAGUUGCAUAUACUAUGGGCAAACAGAAUGCGCGAGGAUUGUCUAGGCGGCGUUAGCGAUGAUCCCCCUGCAGAAUCAUCGCCUCCCAAGCCAACCUGGUCGGGCUUUUUCUCAAAGCCGAAGCGCAAACCACCGCCUCCGGUCUCUCAGGAGAAGGGUGUCAUUGUACAAGAACUAGAAGCUUUGAAGCGAAGAUACCCGGGCCAGAUCACUGUGGAGUACUUUGUCAAUGCCGAGGAUACAUGGAUCGACGAGGACGCCGUUUUCCAAGCACUAUCAAGGUUCGAUGACAAGGACUUCUCGACAGGAUACGCGACGUCGCAAGAACAGAGGCAGAUCAUCAUCUCUGGGCCGCCUGGGUUCAUCGCCUAUCUUGCUGGGCCCAAAGAAUGGAGAAAUGGAAGAGAAGAACAAGGCGCUGUCAGCAAGCUCGUCGCACAUGCAAUCUCCAAAAACCCUCACAACGUCAAGGUUUGGAAGAUAUGA